Messenger RNA from Acanthosepion pharaonis, 936 nucleotides. Lineage: Eukaryota; Metazoa; Mollusca; Cephalopoda; Sepiida; Sepiidae. The record is from the annotation of a GenBank genome assembly.
AUGUUUUUUCUUCUUUCUUUGUUUCAUUUUCUUUCGCUCUUUCUUUUUUCAUUCUUUCUCUCUUUCUUUCUAAAAUCACAUUUAUAUUUUCUAUCAAUUUUCUUUCUUUUUUUUAAUAUUUUAUUCAUAGUUUUCUUGCCUAUUUUUACUUUCUCGUAUUUAACAUUCUUCUUUCUUUUUCUUGCUUUUUUCUUUCUAACAUUCCAUAUAUAUUUCCUAUCUAUCUUUCUUUCUUUCUUUCUUUCUUCUGAUUUUCUCCUGAUCUCUCUCGUUCUUUCUUUCUUUUUUUCUAAUUUUAAUUUGUACUUUUUCUUGCCUUUUCUUACAUUCUCAUAUCUUGUAUCGUCUUUCUUUUUUCUUGAUCUUACUUUCUUUUUAACAUUCCAAAAUGUUUUAUUCUCUAUUUCUUUCUUCACGCCCAUUUUAAUCGUGCGCGAUUUCUUUUUUCUUUCUUUCUUCUCAUUUAUAUUUUUCUUACUUGCUUUUAACUUUCAUAUUUCAUUCUUUUUAUCUUUUUUUCCCCUUCUUUUCCAUUUUCACCUUUGCUGGGAAACCUUAAAUACUUCUAUCUUUCUUGCUUCCUUCCUUCCUUCCUUCUUUCUUUCUUUCUUUCUUUCUUUCUUUAUUUAUUUAUUUUUCUCACUGAAAAAUAAACACUUUUCCGUCUUUAUUCUUUCUUUCUUUUUUAACCUUCGAUCGCAAGCUACUUUCUUUUCUUUUCUUUUUUUUUUGGUUUCUUUUUUGAUUGUCCAUUCCUCAUUCGUAUCUUCCUCCCAUUCAGACAUUCUUUCGACAUUUUACUCUUCUUUUUUUCCUUAUUUCUUCUUUCCUUUCUUUUGUUUCCUCUACACCUGGCCUUACAUUUGCAAAACCCCCGAUGUCUUCCCUGUCUACGUGCAGUGUUGGCAUCCAUUAACAUCCUUCUCAUACAUUUAA